This is a messenger RNA of Silurus meridionalis, 4244 nucleotides long. RefSeq names its product La ribonucleoprotein 4Ab (gene larp4ab). The record is from RefSeq and is a predicted model, not a curated record. Gene Ontology annotation, biological process: positive regulation of translation. Lineage: Eukaryota; Metazoa; Chordata; Actinopteri; Siluriformes; Siluridae. Gene Ontology annotation, cellular component: cytoplasmic stress granule; cytosol. Gene Ontology annotation, molecular function: mRNA 3'-UTR binding.
GUCCGGCUGACUUCCGGGUCAGAACUCGUUGAUAGAGGACGUGAUAACGGACACGUGUGAUCAUCAUCUUUAAGCGGGUAUUAAACUCGUAUAAUCCACAUUAAAACUUAAAUUAAAAGAAGUGAAGUAAAAAAAAGAAAAGAAAAAGAAACAUCGGCUGUGUUUGAUUUCUUGUUCCGCCAUGUGCUCACUGUUACUUCCGGGUAAAUCCGCGGACGAGGCGACGGAACCAAUCAGAGCGCGUCUUUUUUUUUUAGCUUGUGCGUCAAUGGGAAAGGCGGGGCUUAAAGAGUGUGAAUAAUGAUUUGCGAUGAUUGACGUGUGGUGUUGACCAAUCAGAGCCGCGCCUGCCUCCUCCUCGCCCCGCCCCGGCGGUCGGACCCUGAGAGGACUCCCGGUGGUGAACUUUACACUCGCGCGUGCUUCAUUACAGCGAUUUAACCGGUUAAUUUAGAGAUAAAAAGCGGAGAAACGCGUUACAUCUGGAAUCAGAGCUGAGUGCGGGGAUCCAGUGACCGGGGAACUGAACACACACCAUGCUGCUGUUCGUGGAGGUGACCACUAAAGGAACUGCCUUGAAUCCUAAUGCUAAAGUGUGGCAGGAAGUCUCGGCUCCUCCCCCUCAGAGUGCUGAGGAGGCGACGGGGGCUUCUGAUUGGCCGCAGGAAGACCACACCCCUAAUGAACAUCUGGACGGAUGUAAAGGAUACGAAGUCGCAUAUGGAGACUCCGCCCCCUCUGUGGACUCCAACCAAACAGACCUGGAGUACUCCUCCUACCACCUGGGUGAGGAAGAGAUGUCUGAGGAGAGUCUGAGGGAGUCUCUUAGAAAACAGUUGGAGUUCUGCUUCUCCAGAGAGAACCUAUCGAAGGACCUGUACCUGAUCUCUCAGAUGGACAGUGAUCAGUUCAUUCCCAUCUGCACCAUCGCGAACAUGGAGGGUGUGAAGCUCCUGACCUCAGACCUGGAUCUGAUUGUGGAAUUGCUGAAAGCAUCUCCCAUGGUCCAGGUGGAUGAGAAAGGGGAGAAGGUCCGACCCAAUCACAAGCGCUGCAUCAUCAUCCUUAGAGAAGUUCCUGAGAGCACACCUGUGGAGGAGGUUGAGGCUCUGUUUAAAAGUGAGAAGUGUCCUCGGGUCAUCAGUGUGGAAUUUGCUCACAAUAACAACUGGUACAUCACCUUCCAGUCUGAUACUGAUGCUCAACAGGCGUACAGAUAUUUACGGGAGGAAGUGAAAAUGUUCCAGGAAAAACCCAUAAUGGCUCGUAUUAAGGCCAUUAACACUUUCUUUGCGAAGAGCGGUUACGCGGCCGUGGACUCUGCGGCAUAUGCGGGAAGCGCUCAGUCUCCGUACUCGUCUCCGCUCUACCUGCAGCAGGUGUUCCAGCCUCAGCAGUAUCCUGUCUGCAGCCUCAUCCCUCCAUCCUGGAACCCCUCAUCUACACCUUACUUUGAAACACCACUGGCUCCUUUUCCCAACGGAACCUUUAAUGGUUUCAGCACUAUAGGAAGCUAUAAGAGUGGCUCUUCUUCCUCAGCAGGUGUUUCCCGUCACUUCCCCCGCAUCAACCGGAGUCAUAUGAAGCCUCAGUCCCGUGCUGAUGGUCUUCAGACAGACAGAGCAGGAUUGAGUGGUACACAGAGCCCCCACAUCUCCAGCACCGGACUGAACUCGGACUUCAUUACGUCCCCUGAGUCUCCUCCAUCUGUCAGUGAGAACACCCACAAUGACCCGGGCAGCAGGACCAGGAGAGGAAGUUAUCGAGGCCUGAGGCACAGGAGAGAGGACGAGCGAACGAGGUCUCUCCCAGCAGCUGAGGUUCUAACUCCGCUUCCCAAGUUUGACCUGGAGACCUCCAACUUCCCUCCUCUGCCGGGGGGCGUGACCGGGCCGUCACCGAGGGGCGUGGCCACGUGGACUGAGAGUGUUCUGGAGAAUUGUAUGGCUGAUGUGGUGAAAGGUCUGAACAGAGACAAGGUGUACUGCAGGAAACAGGAAGUGAAUUCCCAAGCUGCUAAAGAGGAAGCGCUAUCUCCGGUUUCUGCCACACCCAUAUCCACACCUGUUCCACAGGACACGCCCAGCUCCAGUGUUCCACCUCCGGUGAAGAACCCAGAUGUGUCUCAGAUGCUUCCAGACCUCAGUCCUGCUCCAAUCCUCACUGCUGCUCAGCUUGACUCCACCCCUAAAUCCACACACUCCACCCCCUCUGACGUACAGGAGCCUCGGAAACUGAGCUACGCCGAGGUGUGUCAGAAACCCCGUAAAGACCCACCUCCAGAACCUGCGUCCUGCCCGAGCCCCACCCCCAGCCUCGACCCCGCCCAGACUCCACCCGCCGCCAGUCAGCCGCUUCGCGAGGUCGGAGUCAACAAAGCCGAGUCGGAGCCGAGCCGUCGUUCCGAGAAAAUGUUUGAACGAAGAUUGCCGCGUGAGCAGCACCGCCGCUGGAGCUCCGGCAGGGGGGCGGGGUUUAAACAACUAACCGCCCCUCAAGGAACUCGCUCCUCCCCUCACAUGGGCUACAAUAACAGACGCAGCGGCAAAGAACAGAACAUCCCGCCGAGAUCACCCAAGUGACCUGACUUCAGUCUACAGAAUCUAUACGAGUAUAAAAAUAUAAAACUGCACAACUUCCGUGGCAACUGUGAACCGUUCUCUCACACACACACACACACACACACACACACACACACACACACACACACACACACGCAGGGCAAAAUGAAGACGUGACCCUCGGGGUAAACAAAAAAACUGAACAAAAAAAAAAAGAUAUGACACUUAAUAUUCUGUCCAUUUAAAAAGAAGAAAAAAGAAUUGAUGGGUGUCGAGAUUUAAGGUAUCUACUCGUAGCACUUAUGAUGUGUUGCUAUGGCGAUGGUGGGGUGGUGACACAUGAUGCACUUCUUUGCGCUUAAUGUUCACUCUGUAGCUUUACCGCCUUAAGUUCGUGAGCCGAUAGGAGAAAUGCAGGGCUCUCCGACGUGAGAAGCGUGACGAUUGGCCUCAGGAGUCACGUGACGAAUGCUUUUGCUCUCCUGGUAUUGAAGCAGACGUAUGGGUUCGUUUGCAGGAGAACAAACCAAACUGGAGGUGAUCAGGAUUUAGGAAGUCGAAGUGAUGACGUCUGAGUAACGUAGCCGUCCUGUUGUCCUAGUAACACGUGAAGGGGCGGGGCCACGUUUCUAAAAUAUUUCUCAGCACUAGUCGUACCUGAGCGCCUUUGUGGGCGUGGCCUGUCCUGUAGCUUCUCAAAACUUCUUAAAUGCAGAUUCAGCCCCUGUGGAAGGUAUUUUAUUUAUUUUUCUCUUAUGUUUAAUAUUCAUGUAUCUGUAGGAAUAUGCAGUUACAGUGCUGUAAUAACAGUGAUCGCCCCCAGAGCGGCGCUGUUCUUCCUUCUCACACCUUUACUAUACUUUAUUGUAUAAGUUUCAUCAUUUAUCUGCUGUAUUAUAAUGAUGUGAUGGGAACGUGUGUGUGUGUGUGUGUGUGUGUGUGUGUGUGUUCAUCCUGUGUUUAAUGUACACAAAGUGUGUAUAAUAGUGUAUCAUUCAUGUGAAUAUGAGGAAUGAAUUCUUCACCGUUUAUUUUUUAUUUUACUGUUAAUUGUGUGUGUGUGUGUGUGCGUGUGUGUGUGUGUGUGUGUGUGAAAGAAACGAAUCAGAAUCAAAUCAUUGAAUUGUUUUUUGUUUUUCUCUCUCAUGGUUUUUCAUAAAUGGCACAAAAUCCAGACCAAAGUUGCAUCAGCCGAGAGACAAUCUCAGGAAAUACUGUUCAGCUGCACUGAUGCCCCUCUGCCCCGUGACUUCUGACCCUGAUUAAGCGCUUGAUGUUGCAUCUGAUUGGUUGCUGAUGAAAUCAAAAUGAUUGGGUGUUAAUUUCCCCCGGUCUUGUAGAUUGUUUGUAUUUAUGUGUGUGUGUGUGUGUGUGUGUGUGUGUGUGUGUGUGUGUGUGUUGUCAUGACAGAUAAUGUAGAGUUCAUGCCAUGAUUUUCAGUUUUUAGAAUGUGUUUGUGUGUAUGUAGUUAAACAUACACAGUGAUCAUUGUAUGAUUGUGUUUUUAGUAGCAGGAGUACAAGAACAUUGUUUCCCAUCGUGGUUUCCUGUGUUGUUUUUUUUUGUUUUGUUUUAUGGGAGUCUAAUAUCUGGUGAGUAAAUUGUAUUUAAUACAUUGUGAACAUCUGCAGAAAUGCCGAAGUGUUAAAAAAAGAAAAGAAAUAAAUGAAUAAAUGAGCUGCA